Stegostoma tigrinum is the source of this 454-nucleotide messenger RNA. RefSeq names its product tubulin-specific chaperone D-like. Gene Ontology annotation, molecular function: GTPase activator activity; beta-tubulin binding. Gene Ontology annotation, biological process: post-chaperonin tubulin folding pathway; microtubule cytoskeleton organization; tubulin complex assembly. The record is from RefSeq and is a predicted model, not a curated record. The transcript is spliced from 5 exons. Gene Ontology annotation, cellular component: lateral plasma membrane. Lineage: Eukaryota; Metazoa; Chordata; Chondrichthyes; Orectolobiformes; Stegostomatidae. Bases 44 to 454 code for a protein of 136 amino acids.
UAGGUAUCAGCGUGGGAGCAGAUCUUUGGCACUCAACUUACAAAUGGCCGGUCAAGCUACUAGCAACAUUUCAUCUAUACAGAAAAUGGAAUCAAGAACAGAAGAUGAUAAUGAUGACGAUGAUGAAUAUGAUAUCCCUGGAGAGAUAGAGAAUAUAGUAGAGCAACUGCUAUUUGGGUUGAAGGACAAAGAUACUAUUGUCAGGUGGUCUGCAGCAAAAGGGAUUGGAAGAGUAACUGGAAGACUUCCAAAAGAGCUUGCAGAUGACGUUGUUGGAUCUGUACUUGAAUGUUUCGGUUUUCAGGAAACAGACACAGCCUGGCAUGGUGGAUGUCUUGCCCUUGCUGAACUGGGCAGAAGAGGAUUGUUGCUUCCUUCUCGGCUACCAGAUGGAAAGAGCUCUAUUUCUACUACUCUGAAGUAUUUACCAACUUCUGUUCUGAAUAGAGUGUAA